UCAAUAUUUUUAGCUUCUCUAAGUAUGUUAGUUGCAUCUCAUACUAUUAUCGACCGGUCAAAGGUUACAUCAGGAUCAGAUUCAGGUAUUUGUUUCUAUGGAGCAUCUGCACAAAGAAUACUAGAUAUUUUGGCAUAUGGAGAAUACAGUCACCUUGUUCCUUCAGUGCGAAGACCGAAAGACUGUUCAGAUUUGGACCCUAAAUAUGACCGUAGUGGAGUCUAUAGAAUAUAUCCCACUUCAGAACGAGGUUCAAUGUUUAUUGUGAUAUGACUACUGAUGGAGGACGCUGGACUGUUCUUGUCAGACGAAUGGAUGGUUCUGAGAAUUUCAAUAAAAACUGGGUUGAAUAUGAAAAUGGCUUUGGAGACCUCAACCGGGAAUUUUGGUUGGGAAACAAAUAUCUGAAUAUACUAACAUCAACUGGAAAAACAACUGAAAUGAGAGUCGACAUUGAAAAUUUUAAAGGAGAAAAGAAGUAUGCCAAAUACUCAACAUUCAAAGUUGGAGAUGCUGCCUCGAAAUAUACACUGACACUUGGAGGAUUUUCUGGAAAUGUUGCUGAUGGUUUAGCACAUCACAACAACAAUAAAUUCUCAACACCUGACCAAGACAAUGAUAAUAAUCAGAACCACUGUGCAACAAGUGGCCAACGACUUGGUGCUGGUUGGUGGUUCAACAGCUGUGAUAGUGCCUGCUUCACAUUAUCCUAUGCAAAUAAUAAGGAAGGUCUUACUGGAGAAAGUCUUAUACAAUGGGAAGUAUGGGGCGGCUCAGGAUUUUCCCUGAAGUAUGCUGCCAUGAUGAUUCGAAGAGUUUAAUUUAUUCUGAGAAAAUAAAAAAUAAUCUGAUCUGA
Mytilus trossulus (common blue mussel) is the source of this 856-nucleotide messenger RNA. Its product is annotated as fibrinogen-like protein 1. The transcript is spliced from 6 exons. The coding region runs from base 270 to 821 and encodes 183 amino acids. The record is from RefSeq and is a predicted model, not a curated record. NCBI's taxonomy places the organism in Eukaryota, Metazoa, Mollusca, Bivalvia, Mytilida, Mytilidae.